Messenger RNA from Diceros bicornis minor, 1302 nucleotides. It is a transcript of the gene OXTR, whose product is annotated as oxytocin receptor. NCBI's taxonomy places the organism in Eukaryota, Metazoa, Chordata, Mammalia, Perissodactyla, Rhinocerotidae. Gene Ontology annotation, cellular component: membrane. Gene Ontology annotation, molecular function: oxytocin receptor activity; peptide binding; vasopressin receptor activity. The record is from RefSeq and is a predicted model, not a curated record. Bases 1 to 1170 code for a protein of 389 amino acids. The transcript is spliced from 2 exons. Gene Ontology annotation, biological process: regulation of systemic arterial blood pressure by vasopressin; G protein-coupled receptor signaling pathway; maternal process involved in parturition.
AUGGAGGGCUCGCUUGCGGCCAACUGGAGCGCCGAGGCGGUCAACGGGAGUGCGGCGCCGCCGGGGGCUGAGGGCAACCGCACCGCCGGGCCACCGCAGCGCAACGAGGCCCUGGCGCGCGUGGAGGUGGCCGUGCUGUGCCUCAUCCUCUUCCUGGCGCUGAGCGGCAACGCGUGUGUGCUGCUGGCGCUGCGCACCACGCGCCACAAGCACUCGCGCCUCUUUUUCUUCAUGAAGCACCUGAGCAUCGCCGACCUGGUGGUGGCCGUGUUCCAGGUGCUGCCGCAGCUGCUGUGGGACAUCACCUUCCGCUUCUACGGGCCCGACCUGCUGUGCCGCCUGGUCAAGUACCUGCAGGUGGUGGGCAUGUUCGCCUCCACCUACCUGCUGCUGCUCAUGUCCCUCGACCGCUGCCUGGCCAUCUGCCAGCCGCUGCGCGUGCUGAGCCGCCGCGCCGACCGCCUGGCGGUGCUCGCCACGUGGCUGGGCUGCCUGCUGGCCAGCGCGCCGCAGGUGCACAUCUUCUCGCUGCGCGAGGUGGCUGACGGCGUCUUUGACUGCUGGGCGGUCUUCAUCCAGCCCUGGGGGCCCAAGGCCUACGUCACGUGGAUCACGCUCGCCGUCUACAUCGUGCCGGUCAUCGUGCUCGCCGCCUGUUACGGCCUCAUCAGCUUCAAGAUCUGGCAGAACUUGCGGCUCAAGACGGCGGCGGCGGCGGCGGCCGAGGGGCCCGAGGGCGCGUUGGCGGGCAGCGGGGGGCUCGCGGCGCUGGCACGCGUCAGCAGCGUCAAGCUCAUUUCCAAGGCCAAGAUCCGCACGGUCAAGAUGACGUUCGUCGUCGUGCUGGCCUUCAUCGUGUGCUGGACGCCAUUCUUCUUUGUGCAGAUGUGGAGCGUGUGGGACGCCAAUGCGCCCAAGGAAGCCUCGCCGUUCAUCAUAGCCAUGCUCCUGGCCAGCCUCAACAGCUGCUGCAACCCCUGGAUCUACAUGCUCUUCACGGGCCACCUCUUCCACGAACUCGUGCAGCGCCUCCUCUGCUGCUCCUCGGGCUACCUGAGGGGCAGCCGGCCGGUGGAGACGAGCGUCAGCAAAAAGAGCAACUCGUCCACCUUUGUCCUGAGCCAGCACGGCUCCAGCCAGAGGAGCUGCUCGCAGCCAUCCACCGUGUGACCGGGCUGGGUCAGGACUGCCUCCCUUGGCUUGGAUCGUGCUGACAUAGAAAGUCCACCCUUGGUGGCCAUGUACGUAUGUGUGUAAGGUACCUUUCAGUUUGUACUCCUCCACACCUGGGGGUAGCUUGAG